GUUGAUAAAGUGUCCAGUGGGAUGCCUGAGGUCAGUAGGGUUCUAACUGAAGAUUGGAAAGAAGGUGCACCGACAUCAUUACUUUUAGGCGGGAACACGCAACGAUUUGAUGACUUGAUAGGUCAAAAUAAAGGAGUUUUUGUACAUAAGACGAUUGGUCCAAAGGGUGGGAACUUGCAAGUUUCCGGUGUGUCAUUAGUUAUCCCACCAAAUGCUUUAGAGGACGAAACGCUUAUUUCUCUCGGGGAGGUUUGGGACAGUAGAUUUAUACCAAGGCUUUCAAAGAAACAAAGUUUGUUAAGUCCUGUCGUGUUAUGUCAACCGAGCGGUCUCAAAUUUAAGCUUCCGGUGACCUUGACAUUUUCCCAUGCGGCGGUCAAUGUCGCGUCAGAUUGGAUGCCAAAACUUCUAAAACGUGAAGGAGAUUUAAAUGAGGAGAAAGAUUGGGUACCGUUAACAUUACCAGACUAUGAAGCUAUAGAUAUGAGCAAUAGUAAUGUAACAAUAAAGUUACACCAUUUCACAUUAUACACGUGCACAGGAGAAUCAAGGCCUGGUAAACAAGCCGCUAAACUAGUUCACAUUGUGGCAUUUGCGGGAAAACUUCAAAAAGGUUCUUUCUACAAACCUAGACUUUAUUGUAUAAACAAGUACAAUGACGAACUUGAGGAAGUGGAAAAAAUAGCUGCAAGAAUCGAUGCAAAUUCGAAAAUAAUGGAAACAACAAAUCUGAUUAUUCAUGACAACGAUCAAGAUGUGAUGGUGGAAUUGGCUUUACUUACAGGCGAGUGGCGUCUUGCAGGGGCAUCGACAGAGGUAUUUACUGUACAUUUGCAGCUUCUAAUAGAAUUAGACAACUAUUUUCAUAUAAUUGAAAAAUAUCCUUUUUAUCCACAGUCAUGUCAAGGCGAUGAUCCAAGAGAUGAAUUGAUAAACGAACUCGUUAUUCUAUUGGAUCCUCAAAACGAGGCUAGUUUAAACGCGGGAGAUUAUAGGAAUCUAGCCGAGAAAAUGAAGUGUUGCCUGGCUAGAAUACGGUGGCUGGGAAUACAAUCAAGUCCUACACGGAUUCUGAUUGAGAAAUGGUUGGACGAAGGAAAUACCUUUAAUGAUUUGGAACAAAUAAUGAUGGACAUAAACAGGGCAGAUGCAGCUGAAGAAAUUAGAAAAAGGAUGCCAUAUCUGGAGCGAUUUAACAAUUUGUAAAAUAAAAUAAUUUGACUAAGCAAGGCUUGGAUGAUCUUUGACACAUACUUAACAGAGGCAAGAGUUUUUACAAAAUAAAAAUUCAAGAACAUCUAUUCUUGAACGAAAUUAUCUGUAACUUCCAAAAUCCAAAAGGAUUCCCUGUUAUGUACUUUUAUUUUGUUGAAAUGAAUAUUUUCAUUUCAUAAUGUUUAUAUAUGCAAUAAAAUAUUAUAAAACUAA
Ruditapes philippinarum (Manila clam) is the source of this 1428-nucleotide messenger RNA. RefSeq names its product UNC5C-like protein. Lineage: Eukaryota; Metazoa; Mollusca; Bivalvia; Venerida; Veneridae. Gene Ontology annotation, cellular component: membrane. Gene Ontology annotation, biological process: netrin-activated signaling pathway. Gene Ontology annotation, molecular function: netrin receptor activity; protein binding. The transcript has 3 exons. The record is from RefSeq and is a predicted model, not a curated record. Bases 22 to 1206 code for a protein of 394 amino acids.